CGAUCAGACUGAGUUCAGACCAAACUAGCAGCUUCCUCUGAGUGAGUCCAGCUACAGGAGAGAAAAGUGGAAAACUCCAACACUGCUGCUUCAAGCUGCUGACGCUCCACACACUGAAUACUCAAUGGCUUCCAGAUCAGAGGAGGAUCUCUGCUGUCCGGUCUGUCAGGAGGUCUUCAGAGAUCCUGUUCUUCUGUCAUGUAGCCACAGCUUCUGUAAAGACUGUCUGAAGAGAUGGUGGAGAAAAAAACAGAUACGUGAGUGUCCAGUUUGUAAGGAAAUAUCAGUGUAUGAUCCACCUUUAAACCGAGCUUUAAAGAACCUGUGUGAGUCGUUCUUACAGGAGAGAGCUUCAGAGGCUCUCUGCAGUCUGCACUCUGAGAAACUCAAACUCUUCUGUCUGGACCAUCAGCAGCCAGUGUGUGUCGUCUGCAGAGACUCAGAAAAACACACCAAGCACAGAUUCAGACCCAUCGAUGAAGCUGCACAACAACACAAGGAGGUACUUCAGGAAACUCUGGAGCCCUUAAAGAAGAAGUUAAAGGUUUGUGAAGAAGUUCAAGUGAAGUUUGAUCAAACAGCAGAACACAUUAAGGUCCAGGCCCGACACACAGAGAGGCAGAUUAAGGAGCAGUUUAAGAAGCUUCACCAGUUUCUAGCAGAGGAAGAGGAGGCCAGGCUGGCUGCACUGAGGGAGGAAGAGGAGCAGAAGAGUGGGAUGAUGAAGGAGAAGAUGGAGGCUCUGAGCAGAGAGAUAGCAGCUCUUUCAGACACAGUCAGAGCCACAGAGGAGGAGCUGAGAGCUGAAGACGUCUCAUUCCUGCACAACUACAAGGCUGCAGUGGAAAGAGUCCAGCGCUGCCCCCUGCUGGAUGAUCCACAGCUGCCCUCAGGAGCUCUGAUAGACCAGGCCAAACACCUGGGCAACCUGACCUUCAACAUCUGGAACAACAUGAAGGACAUGGUCUCCUACACUCCUCUCAUUCUGGACCCAAACACUGCUCAUCCAAACCUCAUCCUGUCUGAAGAUCUGACCAGUGUGAGACGAGGAGGAGAGAGGCAGCAGCUUCCUGAUAAUCCAGAGAGGAUUGAUUGUUACAUCUCUGUCCUGGGUUCUGAGGGCUUUAACUCAGGGACUCACAGCUGGGAUGUUGAUGUUGGAGACAGUACAUGGUGGGCUCUGGGUGUGUUAGCAGAGUCUGUGCAGAGGAAGGGAUACAUAGAGUCUGGAUUAUGGAGAUUAUGGUUUUCUACAGGUAAAUACUCAGCACUCUCACCAUCAGCUCCAGAAACUGAUCUCUCAGUACAGAAGAAGCUCCAGAGGAUCAGAGUGAAUCUGGACUGGAACAGAGGAAAGCUGUCGUUCUCUGAUCCUGAUACUAACACACACAUACACACCUUCACACACACUUUCACUCACAGGAUGUUUCCAAUCAUUAACACUGGUGGUAAAGUGAAGGUGUUGCCAUUGAAGGUGUCAUUGUCAGUGGAGCAGAUGAGUUGA
Molecule: messenger RNA, 1504 nt
Organism: Pelmatolapia mariae (spotted tilapia)
Lineage: Eukaryota; Metazoa; Chordata; Actinopteri; Cichliformes; Cichlidae
Product: nuclear factor 7, brain-like
Exons: 2
Coding region: 125-1504 (459 amino acids)
Biological process (GO): protein ubiquitination
Cellular component (GO): cytoplasm
Molecular function (GO): ubiquitin protein ligase activity; zinc ion binding; protein binding
Source: RefSeq, a predicted model, not a curated record